This is a messenger RNA of Homo sapiens (human), 3930 nucleotides long. RefSeq names its product huntingtin associated protein 1 (gene HAP1). The transcript is spliced from 11 exons. Bases 10 to 1869 code for a protein of 619 amino acids. NCBI's taxonomy places the organism in Eukaryota, Metazoa, Chordata, Mammalia, Primates, Hominidae. The record is from RefSeq and is marked reviewed. Gene Ontology annotation, biological process: positive regulation of non-motile cilium assembly; positive regulation of neurogenesis; hypothalamus cell differentiation. Gene Ontology annotation, cellular component: mitochondrion; neuron projection; synaptic vesicle.
AGACUCGAGAUGCGCCCGAAGAGGUUGGGCCGGUGCUGCGCGGGGAGCCGGCUCGGACCCGGGGACCCAGCAGCACUCACCUGUGCACCUUCGCCCUCAGCCAGUCCCGCUCCGGAGCCCUCUGCGCAGCCGCAGGCACGGGGCACUGGACAGAGAGUAGGAUCCCGAGCCACCUCUGGAUCCCAGUUCCUCUCGGAAGCCCGCACCGGAGCUCGCCCGGCCUCGGAGGCUGGAGCCAAGGCAGGAGCCCGGCGCCCGUCCGCAUUCUCGGCCAUCCAAGGGGAUGUCCGGUCUAUGCCCGACAAUUCGGACGCGCCGUGGACCCGCUUCGUAUUCCAAGGGCCGUUUGGUUCCCGGGCCACUGGCCGGGGGACUGGAAAGGCAGCGGGCAUCUGGAAGACGCCAGCCGCCUACGUUGGCCGGCGACCCGGGGUGUCCGGCCCUGAGCGCGCCGCCUUUAUUCGGGAGCUGGAGGAAGCACUGUGUCCUAACCUACCUCCGCCAGUCAAAAAGAUCACCCAGGAAGACGUCAAAGUGAUGUUAUAUUUGCUGGAGGAGCUUCUCCCACCUGUCUGGGAGAGCGUUACCUAUGGGAUGGUCCUGCAGAGAGAGAGGGACCUGAACACUGCAGCUCGCAUCGGCCAGUCCCUGGUGAAACAGAACAGUGUUUUGAUGGAGGAGAACAGCAAGCUGGAAGCCCUGCUGGGCUCAGCCAAGGAGGAGAUUUUAUACCUCAGACACCAGGUGAACUUGCGGGAUGAGCUCCUCCAGCUCUACUCAGAUUCUGAUGAGGAGGAUGAGGAUGAAGAAGAGGAGGAGGAAGAAAAGGAGGCAGAAGAGGAACAGGAAGAAGAAGAAGCAGAGGAAGACCUGCAGUGUGCUCAUCCCUGUGAUGCCCCUAAGCUGAUUUCGCAGGAGGCAUUGCUGCACCAGCACCACUGCCCACAGCUGGAAGCCUUGCAGGAGAAGCUGAGGCUGCUGGAGGAGGAGAAUCAUCAGCUGAGAGAAGAGGCCUCUCAACUCGACACUCUUGAGGAUGAGGAACAGAUGCUCAUUCUGGAGUGUGUGGAGCAGUUUUCGGAGGCCAGCCAACAGAUGGCUGAGCUGUCGGAGGUGCUGGUGCUCAGGCUGGAAAACUAUGAACGGCAGCAGCAGGAGGUCGCUCGGCUGCAGGCCCAGGUGCUGAAGCUGCAGCAGCGCUGCCGGAUGUAUGGGGCUGAGACUGAAAAGUUGCAGAAGCAGCUGGCUUCGGAGAAGGAAAUCCAGAUGCAGCUCCAGGAAGAGGAGACUCUUCCUGGUUUCCAGGAGACGCUGGCUGAGGAGCUCAGAACGUCUCUAAGGAGGAUGAUCUCAGACCCUGUGUAUUUUAUGGAGAGGAAUUAUGAGAUGCCCAGAGGGGACACAUCCAGCCUAAGGUAUGAUUUUCGCUACAGUGAGGAUCGAGAGCAGGUGCGGGGGUUUGAGGCUGAGGAAGGGUUGAUGCUGGCAGCGGAUAUCAUGCGGGGGGAAGAUUUCACGCCUGCGGAGGAGUUCGUGCCCCAGGAGGAGCUGGGGGCUGCCAAGAAGGUGCCGGCUGAGGAAGGGGUGAUGGAAGAGGCAGAGCUGGUGUCAGAGGAGACCGAGGGCUGGGAGGAGGUGGAACUGGAGCUGGAUGAGGCAACGCGGAUGAACGUGGUGACAUCAGCCCUGGAGGCCAGCGGCUUGGGCCCUUCACACCUGGACAUGAAUUAUGUCCUCCAGCAGCUGGCCAACUGGCAAGAUGCCCAUUACAGGCGGCAGCUGAGGUGGAAGAUGCUCCAGAAAGGUGAGUGCCCCCACGGGGCCCUCCCUGCCGCCAGCCGGACAAGCUGCAGAUCGUCGUGCCGAUGAAAAGAGAGGGUGGAUAAGCUCCCCGAGUGCUCACCUGCCCCAGCCUGGCUCUACCUGCUGUGCUUAUUUGCAUGGACUUUGCAUAUCAUUUGCAUAGACACCUCUGAUCCCCUUCAGUGGGAACCGUAGUGUCAGUGCUCAUUUAUGUGGCAUUUGCUUAGGAUUCCAGAUCUCCAUCCACUUUUCUCCUGGGGGCUGGGCUGGGGGUUAGGGCUGGGACUGUGCCCCCACACUGCGCCUCAGCUUCCCAUCUCUGCCCGCUUGCUUCCCCUGCCCCCAACCCCUGCCUCCUCUAUCCCCCAGGCUCUCCAACUCUGCAGCAGUGGCAGCAGCAGUCAAAACAAACACGGGGGGCGGUGGGUGGGAUGGUGGAGCAGCCCGGGGGCUGACCCAGGCUGGAGGACAGGGCCAGCCACCCUCCCACGGCCUGGGAGGAAGAGAGGCCUUCUGGGACUGCCCAGGCUAUGGGGACAAAGGCCUUCACCAGCAAGGGCCACAGUUGGAACAGUCCCCUGGGUGUCAGAAGGUGGGCUAGGGCCUCCUGCAGGGUUGUGGGGUGGAACAGGGUCUCCUCUCCCCAGCCAGAAACCCCAAAGUCUGGGAGCUGCACCUUCCGAGUGCAGGCCAUGUGAGCCCUGCCUCUUUAAGGAGCCGCAGGACAUGAAAGAUGACCUUGUGACACUCAUGCACAGCAGCCAUUGCACGUGCAUCAGCUCCCAUCAGCCUCAUUCCGUGGCAGGUGAUGUGUCCCCAUUGGUUAGGUGAGGAGGGUGAGGCUCAGAGAGCUAAGGACACUUGUUUGGGGCCACACAGCCGGGGUAGAUCUGAGCCCGUCCUCUCUACUCCUGUGCUGUAGCACCUUCACUGGCCCAUCCCUCCCCUCUAGUGCUGUCCUGGUACCCGUCCCAGCCUGUCCCCAUUCUCAUGGCCCUUUGGUCACUGCCGGGUGGAAUAGCACUGGCUUCAGCAGGCGUGUCAUGUAAGCUUGUGCAGGUUAUAAACUGAACCAUGACCUUUAUGGCGCAUGCAGGGGGCAACCUGCAUAAUUAUCAAUGGCGACUUUCCGUGUCCUUCUGAUACAGUUGAUCAGACCCCUGCCCACCGCCCAGGCCAGGCCUGUGGUCAUCAAUGCCCCAGUUCACAUCCACCUGCUUCUCUUCCAGGCUUUGCUGUUCCCCAGCAGCCUGCAGAGGCCCCACAGACAGCUUGAGGCCCCUCCUUCUGCUGCCUGGCCAAGCCCCACACCCGCAGACCCUCCUUCCCAUCCUCUGAAAUGGGACCCUGUGUCUGUCACCAGCCCACCCUCUGUGUUCAUGAACCUGGGCUGGAGCUUGGGGACCCCUCCCUGCCCCUGGCUUCCUCUUCCAUGUUCUGCCCUUUCCCACAUGUUGGAGGCUUUUCCAACGUCUUCAGGGACAGGCGGUAGGAACCCCGGCCCUCGCUCUGCAGCUGGUGCAAAAGCUGUGGCUGCCAGGUCUGGGCCACAUGGCAGCCCAGGGGGCAGGAGAAGCCCGGGAGAGGCCCACUGGCUACCAGACUCAGCCCUGAGCAGGGAACAGGGCCCAGCUUCCACCGGCAGGGAGUUGUGAGCGCCUUCCCAACAAUGUGCCCCUCACCCCUUGAUGCCCAUGCUAAUGGUAGCCACCCUGGUUCUUGUUGACUUGAGGGACCUGGCUGUCUUCCCUGUUCUUCAUCCUUUCUUCUCAGUCCCUACCUACUGUUUGUAACCACAAGUGUCUCUGUGUGUGGGUGGGUGAGGGCCCCUCUGCCCAGUGGUGUGUCUCCUCUCCCUCCCUCCCUCUUCUGCCAGUGGCCUGGGGGUGUCCAGGCUCCCAUCCGUGGCCCAGCCCCUCUCCCCUCUGUCUUGAUCCCCCCCUCCCUGCCCCUGGCUUCCUCUUCCAUGUUCUGCCCUUUCCCACACCUUUGUUCCUCAAUAGCUGGGGGCUGGGACUGAGGCCUCCUGCAGGUACCUGCCCCCCUUCACACAGCACCUCUCAAUCUCCUAUUGCUUGUCAGCCUGUGUGCGUGUGGUGCAGGAAAUAAAGGAUCUAUACCCUCCUG